Strongylocentrotus purpuratus (purple sea urchin) is the source of this 2620-nucleotide messenger RNA. RefSeq names its product cytochrome P450 2C15-like. Bases 277 to 1896 code for a protein of 539 amino acids. Gene Ontology annotation, molecular function: oxidoreductase activity, acting on paired donors, with incorporation or reduction of molecular oxygen, reduced flavin or flavoprotein as one donor, and incorporation of one atom of oxygen; heme binding; iron ion binding. Gene Ontology annotation, cellular component: intracellular membrane-bounded organelle; cytoplasm. The transcript is spliced from 8 exons. Gene Ontology annotation, biological process: xenobiotic metabolic process. The record is from RefSeq and is a predicted model, not a curated record. Lineage: Eukaryota; Metazoa; Echinodermata; Echinoidea; Camarodonta; Strongylocentrotidae.
AAUAGAAAAUAUUCACCAAACAGCACUAACCACCAUGAAUGUUUGCCUUACAAUAUUGCCCAACCUAAAGUCUUAAAAGAUUUUAACACCACGGAGCUCCGGCGUCGUUGACCUCAACUGAUACACAACAUGUCCGGACACCCAACGCCUGGGUGUACAGAGUACGGGGCUUGUUCCUCUCUUGUUCUUUGAAAAUUUUUAGAUUUGAUCCUGUCGAGGAGACUUUGAGAUACGAACAACUUGGUGACAUUGGAUAGCGCACUCUAAAAAACCACCAUGUCUUCUGUAGUAAAUCUUCUCCUGAGUGUGAUCGAGUAUAUCGGGAUAGCCAACCUCCUGACCACCAUCACUAUCUGCCUUGUGACCUUCUGGUAUAUCCGCAUGAACUACGGGGCGUCGUUCCACUACCGUCUCCCCCCUGGCCCACCGGUCAUUCCUUAUCCUUUCGAUUUCCUCAUGGCACUAUUCCCGUCAAGCAACCGCUUCGGCAGAAUGAUUUUCUUAAGUAAGAGAUAUGGUGACAUAACAUGUCUGCAGCUCGGCAGGAGAAUGAUAAUUAUGAUUUCUAGCCCGAGUCUUGUCAAAGAACUUAUCGUGAAACAAGCAGACGUGACAUCUAACAGAUCAGCACCCCCUUUCUUUACCUCUGUGAUGGAUUAUAAAGGGGGCAUCAUCUUCAGUGAUGGGGUACCCUGGCAGGAGAUACGUCGUUUCAGUCUCUCAGCUCUACGCAACUUUGGCAUGGGUAGGAAGGGCAUUGAGACGAGGAUACAGGAGGAGGCCCGCAACCUCUGUAACGCGUUUGCCCAACACUCCAGUGAGGCGUUCGACGCCAUGCAUCUUACCAACGCCGCCGUUUCCAACAUCAUCUGCAGUAUCACCUUCGGGAGGAGGUUGGAGUACGAUGACCCGGUCUUCAUGGAUAUGAUCCAGAGGCUGAGAAACGUUACAAGCGGGGUCGGGAUUAACCCUAUCAUCCGGGAGCUGAUGAUGCGAUUUCCCAUCCUCCUCAAGACCCCACUUCUGGGGAAACCAAGGCAAACCUUUUGGGAGUCAAGACAUUUGGCAUGGGUAGGGAGGACAUCAAGAUGCGAUGUAAUUCGAUUGCCCAACAACCCAAACUUUAUAACGAAGGAGGUGAUAGAGCACAUUGAAAGCUACCAUUCCUCUGACAUCCGGGACAUUAUUGAUAUGUACCUGACCGAAGCAGAAAGACUGGAAGAGGAGAAGAAGAAGGCAAAGGAGGACAAGUUGAAACCAUAUUUGAACAAAGACGACAUCUGGAUGUGCGUUUUCGAUCUAUUCCUUGCAGGAACUGAGACCACAUCAACGGCGUUACUCUGGUUCCUCCUCGUAAUGGCAGCCAAACCUGAUGUACAAGAAAAGGUUAUAAGUGAGAUCGACCGUGUUGUUGGACGCGAGAGAGCACCUUGCAUGGAAGACCGUAAGGACAUGCCGUACACAGAUGCCACCUUAAUAGAGGUACUUCGCUACAGACCUGUCGCUCCGCUUGGUGUCCCGCAUGUCACCGCCAAAGACGUCGAGAUCGGAGAUUACACCAUCCCGAGAGACACCGAAAUCAUGAUCAAUAUCAUUGGUAUACACCUGGAUCCGAGGUUGUGGGACGAACCAGAAGAGUUUAACCCUCAUCGCUUCCUCAGUGAAGACGGAAAGACAGUGAUUAAACCCCAGGAUGCUUUCACUGUCUUUGGUGCAGGUCGGCGUGUAUGCCUUGGUGAGCAGCUAGCCCGGAUGGAGUUCUACCUCUUCGCUACUACCCUCAUGCAGAGAUUCCGCUUUCGCUUGCCUGAAGGCGAGUCUGGCGACUUUGGCUUUGAACACUGUCUUGGCACCAUUGCGCCAAAGAACUUUAAAAUCCUAGCCCAGGAACGAUAGGUUCUGAAUUUCACUAGGACUUUUGUAAAAUGGUAAUGCACUGACUUUCAUGUUAAGCUUUUCACUCUCGUCUCUCAAACCACGAAGAUGUAACAAACACACCCCGUGGAGAUAUAGCAAAAUUAUCUACAGUUUUCUUAUUUGUAUCUUUUUCCUUCUAUACAUCAUGGAUAUAAUUUUUAUGAUGGUCAGUUAUACAGGAAACAAGUUUUGUUGUGUCAAAAAAGGAAAUUCAGGCACAACCAUAAUAUGUCCAGCUCUAGGCAUAGACGCACUUAAAGAUGUUAUCUUGGUUUUAAUCAAAGCGGAAAAUGAGAGAAACAUAGCAAAUUAGUGAAAGUUUGAGCAAUUUCGAUAACAAAUAGGGAAGUUAUGAAUUUUUAAAGUUUUCAUCAGUGAAAUACAAAUUGGCAACACUUACGUAGUUAGCAAGCUACUCUCCAAAAUGUUGUUAGUUAUAGAGUGGUGAAGUGUGACCUCAUUAAAAACGAAUUUUUAGAAUUUCUCAAUUUCUUUUCCCCUUCAUUUUCCGAUAGAGCAUAAAAAAUAAUUUCCAAAAUAUCGAAAAACCGAUUGAAUGUGUUAAGUAUUGGCUGAGAUAUAACCAUCUGAAUAGAUAGAUUUCCUAUAAGGACUCACUUUUUUGUUCUGGUUCAUAAUAUUACGAGCCAGAGCAAAAUAACACUGAGUUCCUAUUGGAAAUAUAUUUAUUCAGAUGGUCAUA